Messenger RNA from Phaeodactylum tricornutum CCAP 1055/1, 2451 nucleotides. RefSeq lists its product with no specific name. Gene Ontology annotation, biological process: intracellular signal transduction; cGMP biosynthetic process; receptor guanylyl cyclase signaling pathway. The transcript has a single exon. The record is from RefSeq and is a predicted model, not a curated record. Gene Ontology annotation, molecular function: guanylate cyclase activity; peptide receptor activity; 3',5'-cyclic-nucleotide phosphodiesterase activity. Bases 1 to 2451 code for a protein of 816 amino acids. Lineage: Eukaryota; Bacillariophyta; Bacillariophyceae; Surirellales; Neidiaceae.
AUGCCAUAUUGCAUAUUCUCCUACGAAUUGACCGGAAACCGCGCGUUGUAUCUUGGCGACGGUGAUCGACACGAAACCGCCUUCAACCAAUACGAAGUCGUCGUUCCCUUCAACGCCUAUCGAGACCCCGAGCUCGCUGCCAACACGGACGGGCAUUGCCGUUACUCUCUACACAUCUACCCCAGUCAGCAGUUUGCUCAGGGAUACAAGUCCAGCCUUCCCAUCGUCUUCACUUCCCUCGUGGCAGCCACCUUCUUCCUCAUGGCUCUGACCUUCUUGGUCUACGACCGCUUCGUCCACCGCCGUAACAUCAAAGUGGUUAAUGCCGCUGCUCGAUCUAACGCUAUCGUGUCAUCGCUGUUCCCUUCUAAUGUCCGUGAUCGCUUGUUUGAAGAUGCCAAGGCAAGAAGCGACGUCAACCAGGCCGCCCACUCUCGUCUCAAGACGUUCCUGCACAAUGGUGACUCCUCUGAUACCGCCAUCACUGACGAGAAUGCGCAUCACAGUGACUUCUUCAAGACCAAGCCCAUUGCUGAGCUGUUUCCCCAUACUACCAUCAUGUUUGCAGAUAUCAGCGGCUUCACGGCAUGGAGCUCGUCUCGAGAGCCGGCACAAGUCUUCCAGCUGCUGGAGACCCUGUACCACUCGUUCGACGAGACGGCCAAGAAGCGUCGUGUCUUCAAAGUCGAGACGGUCGGCGACUGCUACGUUGCCGUUGCUGGACUGCCCGAUCCGCGAAAGGAUCAUGCCGUAGUCAUGGCUCGAUUUGCCAAGGACUGCAUGCACCAGAUGCACUCGCUGACAAGAAAGCUGGAAGUAUCUCUAGGCCCGGACACGGCCGACUUGUCCCUACGAAUUGGGUUACACAGCGGACCCGUGACUGCCGGUGUCCUGCGCGGGGAGCGGUCUCGUUUUCAGCUCUUUGGAGACACCAUGAACACGGCAGCAAGGAUGGAAAGCAACGGAAUUCGCGGCCGCAUUCAAAUCUCGCAGGAGACGUCCGAUCUGCUUGCAGAUGCUGGCAAGACCCAGUGGUUCGUUGCACGCGAGGAUACGAUUGUGGCCAAGGGAAAGGGCGAGCUCAACACAUUCUGGCUUUCUGUGGGAGAUGUGGGUAAGGGGAGGUCGACAACCGACACGACGCACAGUAGCGACGAUGUUCUUGCGCCCAACAACUAUAACAGCUCUGUAGCGUUGGAUAGUCUGAUGACGACCAGUGCCGAGUCAGAUCAGCAGGUCUACAACCUUGUUUCGAAUAAGACCUCGCGUCUCAUCGACUGGAACGUCGAUGUACUAUCGCGAUUGAUCAAACAAAUCGUGGCGCGUCGCAAGGCCUCCAAGGUACCAAAGAAGGACUCGUCCAAGCAAUACUUCUGUCCCGGCGACAACCGAGGAGCCGGGACCACGGUCCUGGACGAGGUGACGGAGAUUCUGGCUCUGCCGGAGUUCGACGCGGACGCUGCUCGUCGCCAGCAGGAUCCUGAGAACAUCGAGCUAGAUGACAGUAUCACGUCACAGCUGCAGCAGUACGUGUCCAAUGUGUCUGCCAUGUACCGGAACAACCCCUUCCACAACUUUGAGCACGCCUCGCACGUGACCAUGUCAGUGGUAAAGCUGUUGUCCCGUAUUGUGGCUCCCGUGGAUGUGGUGGUGUCGGACGGGAAGAACCAGAAGCGGUCCUUCGCCUCCAAGCUACACGAUCACACGUACGGCAUCACGUCGGAUCCUCUGACUCAGUUUGCUUGCGUCUUUUCGGCACUCAUUCAUGACGUCGACCACAGUGGAGUUCCCAACGCGCAGCUAGUGAAGGAGAACAGUAAGAUUGCUACAUUCUACCAGGGGAAGAGUGUUGCCGAGCAGAACUCCGUGGAUCUAGCUUGGGACCUGUUGCUAGACGACAGCUUCAAAGAUUUGCGAGCCGCCAUCUUUGCCACGGACGUGGAGAAGGCCCGGUUCCGACAGUUGGUAGUCAACUCCGUCAUGGCAACGGAUAUCAUGGACCCGGAUCUCAAGGCUAUUCGUAACGCACGCUGGGAGAAGGCCUUCACAGCCUCCCCAAAUAUGCAGGAAGACCUGAAAGACUUGACAAACCGCAAGGCGACGAUUGUAAUCGAGCACCUGAUCCAGGCCUCCGAUGUGGCACACACCAUGCAGCACUGGCACAUAUACCGGAAGUGGAAUGAGCGACUGUUCCUGGAGCUGUACCAGGCCUACAUAGCCAGUCGAGCAGAAAAGAGCCCGGAAACAUUUUGGUACAAGGGUGAGCUGGGCUUUUUCGACUUUUACAUCAUUCCACUGGCUAUGAAGCUGAAGGAAUGCGGUGUAUUUGGAGUGUCGAGCGACGAGUAUCUGAACUACGCGAUGCGCAAUCGCAAGGAAUGGGAAGACCGUGGUCAGGAAGUGGUGCGCGAAAUGAUGGAAAAGAUCAAAGGUAGGGUGAAGCGUUAUUGA